CUGUAUGUUUAUAUUUUGAUACCGGCAAGAUUUGGUGUGUUUUUAGCAGUAAUGUUAUCAAGAAAUACACAGCGAUUAAUCCGUGCAUUUUGCUCGAAUAGCAAUGCAUCAAAACUGGCUGAAACAAUCGCUACGACCAUCGGAGGUGUUGAUAAGACAAGCGUAAGUGAAUUGCUCACCACCGUGCCGCAGCUAGCAAAGUACACACCGGACCAAUGGCAACAAACUCACAAACUACUCGCCUCCGAGGGUCUAGAAACGGAAAAGAUUAUCUCCAUCAUCGGCGGUCAUCCGAGCAUACUGACCCGACCGACAGAAAAGAUCGCCGAGAGUCUGCACUGUUGGCGGUCGUGUCAAUUUGGCGAUUCAAACAUGAAGGUGCUGAUGGCGGCCCACCCGUACCUACUUGACUACACAAACCAUGGCCAGCUGUCGCAGCGAGUCGCGUUCCUGCAUUCACAUUUUGAAACGCGCAAAAACGUGUACCGACUGUUUAUGAACGCGCCAAAUCUGCUCGUGGAGGAGCAGCGCGAAACGGAGGAAAAAAUUGACUUCCUGAUGGAAAAGAUGGGCCACGAGGUGCUAGAGGUUGUGAAAUCCUGCGCUUUCUCGCAUGACCUUGAACAUCUGCGCUGCCGGCAUACGUUCCUCGAGCGGCUAGGGCUGUUUAAGCCCCGGUCGCUGAAGGCGGACCCAAACACUCCGACGGGAAAUCCGAAGCUACACCAAAUCACGGACACCAGCGAUAAACGUUUUGCGGUAAAGGUUGCCUACGUCACGCUGGAGGAGUAUGAAGUGUUUCAAGAGCUGUUCCGUCGUGAGAUGGCCGCGGACGAUUAUGAGGACUGGCAGGAUGAGUUCGAUGGGGAGGACGAAUCGGAGAACGAGUCGAAUAGAGACACGUAUCGCAAGAAAGGUAGAUGAAUGCAACAUUAGCAAAAACGUUACAAAUAGUAAGGUAUAAGUAGCAAAAAAAGAAAUUAUCAUGAGCAGCUUUUUGCUUAUGUAAACACAGAUAAAAUAAAAUUUAAGAAAAUAGCAACUUUUCGUUGAUAAAGGAAUAUGAUUGGUUUCUGUUGCCUGGUGGCAAAGUAUGACUCAUUUAUUAGACUUUUCUUUUAAGCGAAUGAUUCACUGGCAUGCAUCAUACAAUCAACGCUUGUAUUC
This is a messenger RNA of Anopheles coustani, 1167 nucleotides long. RefSeq lists its product as uncharacterized. The transcript is spliced from 2 exons. The record is from RefSeq and is a predicted model, not a curated record. Lineage: Eukaryota; Metazoa; Arthropoda; Insecta; Diptera; Culicidae. Gene Ontology annotation, molecular function: double-stranded DNA binding. The coding region runs from base 52 to 924 and encodes 290 amino acids. Gene Ontology annotation, biological process: regulation of DNA-templated transcription.